Molecule: messenger RNA, 471 nt
Organism: Habropoda laboriosa
Lineage: Eukaryota; Metazoa; Arthropoda; Insecta; Hymenoptera; Apidae
Product: transmembrane protein 14 homolog
Exons: 3
Coding region: 131-463 (110 amino acids)
Biological process (GO): regulation of heme biosynthetic process
Cellular component (GO): mitochondrial membrane
Source: RefSeq, a predicted model, not a curated record
CAAGAGUGAUGUGCAAAAAGAUAAAUACAUUCUAUUUAGCAUUUAUGACUUGUUAAUGCUUAGUUAAGUAAGGACAAAAAUUUCACAACAUAAAUUCUUUUUUAAUUGGAUUAUAAUCAUACAUUAAAAAAUGCCUGCUGAUGUACUAGGAUAUGUUUAUGCCGCUACAGUAGCGGCCGGUGGCGUAUUUGGUUAUAUAAAAGCACAAUCGAUUCCAUCCUUGGGUGCUGGACUCCUCUUUGGAUCAGUACUGGGUUAUGGGGCUUAUCAAACUUCUGAAGAUCCCACAAAUAUUAGACUUUCUAUAGCAGCAACUCUGGCUCUUGGUGGAAUUAUGGGUUUCCGUUAUUACAGUAGUGGAAAACUAAUGCCAGCUGGAAUAAUUGCUAUGCUCAGUGGUGUAAUGCUGGUUAAAACUGUAGUAAGAUCAUUUACUGCAACAGCACCAGUGAAGACACAAUAAUUCAGAUU